Molecule: messenger RNA, 921 nt
Organism: Ziziphus jujuba (common jujube)
Lineage: Eukaryota; Viridiplantae; Streptophyta; Magnoliopsida; Rosales; Rhamnaceae
Exons: 4
Coding region: 1-921 (306 amino acids)
Source: RefSeq, a predicted model, not a curated record
AUGGAAAAUCCAGGAGUUUCGAACGUCAUGAACUUGUUUGCAAGUCUAAUUUUUGAUAAGAAUGAAAAUUCUUUGGUUACAGUGUCUCCAUUUUCUAGUAGCAUUCUGAAGCUUAACAGUGAAAACUUCUUGGUGUGGAAGUCACAAAUUCUUCCUAUAUUACGAGGUCACAAGCUUGAUAAGUUUGUACUGACUGAUGAGCCAGAGUUCAUGCAAGUAUUUGUGUUUAGUGAUGCAAAGGUUAAUGAUCACAGUUUGUCUAGGUUUUCUGUUGAGCAGCAAGUUUGGAUUUUGCAAGAUCAGCUAUUGCUAGGCUGGUUAACUGCUGCAAUCAAAGUUGAAGAGCUUGCAAAUCUAACAACCAAGAAAGGCUCAAUGAAAAUUCUAGAUUAUUGCAAAAAGAUGAAGAAAAUUGCUGACAAGAUGUGUUCUGGUGGUUUUUUAGUCUCUGAAAAAGAAUUAGUCAUGUGCAUCUUGAAUGGCUUAGGGCCUAAAUUUGAAACAGUUCGUGUAAACUACACUAGUAGACCUCCUUUACCUAGCCUUCAAGAGUUGACUUUAGGCUCUAGUAAUACUCUACCAUCAUCAUCUACUACUUUGAAUACUUCUAAUCAUGCUAACUCAUCCAUUCAUAAAGACUAUAGUACCGGAAAGUCUGGUUUGUAUGAAAGAAGGAGUUUUGAAGAUUUUCGUGGUAGAGGUUACUAUGGAAGAGGUAGAGAUGUUAAGUUUAUUGGAAGUGGAUAUUCAGGACAAGCUUCUGCUAAUGUUGUCACCACACCAGUUUUGGUUGGAGAUCCAAAUUGGUAUUUGGAUAGUGGUGCAACAAAUCAUGUUGUUGCAGAUGGUGGUAAUCUUAUGCACCAGUUUGAUUACAGUGGCAACAACAAGCUUUUAGUUGGUAAUAGUCAAAGUCACUGA